GGCCGUGUACUUCUCCCCGGAGGAGUGGGGGUGUCUGCGGCCCGCGCAGAGGGCCCUGUACCGGGACGUGAUGCGGGAGACCUACGGCCACCUGGGCGCGCUCGGUGAGGCCCCGGGUCAGAGCCCCCCUCCUUCACCGGGGUUCACAGGGGAGAUGAUACGGAAGGACCGAGGGGACAGUGAGCCCUAAUCCUGCACUAUCCCACCAACAGCAUCAGCCGCCUCCCAUUCCCAGGGCUCAGGUACCUCCUCGGGAGUGUUUCCAUCCCGCACCCGCUCAUUCAGGCAGGAGCACUGCAGACCCUGUCCAAGUUGAGUCUAAGUUCUGAGGAGGUGCCCUCACCCUGGCAGGGGGAUGCCAUCUCCCCAGGAUAGCCGCUCAGGCCGGCACUGUGAUCCCUGUUCUCUCCCAGGAUUCCCAGGCCCCAAACCAGCCCUCAUCUCUUGGAUGGAACAGGAGAGUGAGGCUUGGAGCCCCGCCGCCCAGGAUCCUGAGGAGGGGGAAAGCCUGGGAGGAGCUCGGAGAGGAGAUGCCCUAAACAAGAAGGAAGAGGAACCCAAGAAAGGACCAGCAGGCAAAGGACCUGGAAAAACUUCUGGGAAGGAGCGGCCUGAAGAGCUGGCUAAACACAACCCUGACUUGACUAUUAGCAUGGGCCCAGCAAGAACACAGCUACCCACGAAAGCUGCUUGGGACCAGAUCACAGGUGCACAGCCUCCUGUUCCUGUGCCCAGCGUGGAUUCUCAGGCCAGCCAGCGGCGCCAUGUGUGUGCAGACUGUGGCCGCCGCUUCACCUACCCGUCGCUGCUGGUCAGCCACCGGCGCAUGCACUCAGGUGAGCGGCCUUUCCCCUGCCCCGAGUGUGGCAUGCGCUUCAAGAGGAAGUUCGCUGUGGAAGCACACCAGUGGAUCCACCGCUCCUGCUCUGGGGGGCGGCGGGGCCGGAGGCCUGGGAUCCGGGCUGUGCCUCGGGCCCCGGUCCGAGGUGAUAGGGACCCGCCUGUCCUCUUCCGGCAUUACCCAGACAUCUUUGAGGAAUGCGGCUGAAUGACUUUCACAGGCUGGAGAUGAGCCUGACCUUGGUACUAGGGACUGCCUGAGCCCAGAGGUAGGCUCCUGAGUCAGGGCCUUGGGAACUGAAAUUCAUUCUUUGGGCUUCCCUCAAGGAUCUUUCAAGUCUUCAACUUGUAAAAAGAAAAGUGCCUGUAAAGAUGCAAAUAGAUUAAAUUUGCCAACCCCUCUCCCCAGUCUUUUGUAAAAAAAAAAAAAAAAAGAAAAAAAAAAAAGAGUGAGACACUGAACUUCUUUCAAAGUGUUAUCUCAGUGUCAGGUGCCACAGAGAUCUUUCCAUCAUCUCAGGAAACACCCGCUUCUCCUUAUCUACUUCACAGGCAAAUGCUGAGGGGGCCCAAGGCCUAGGGAGGAGACCCAGAUGGAGGGCAUAGUCAAGCCCUAACUAACUGUCACCAGUCAGAAGUCAGGGAAAUGGAAUGGGUGGGAAGAGUAUUGAUGCAUGUGGCAUAAAUCUAGUCACUGCAAUUUGCCCUAAGGCACAACUGGUAAGUCAUAUGCCCUCCCUGAGCCUCAGUUCCCUCAUCUGUAAAAUGAAGAUGAAUAAUGCCUACCUCAAAGGGUUACUGUGAAGACUGAAUUUUUAACAAGAUGUAUGACAUAGUAAAUGUGCAAUAAACAUUUGUUGAAAGUGAA
Messenger RNA from Carlito syrichta (Philippine tarsier), 1708 nucleotides. RefSeq names its product zinc finger protein 688 (gene ZNF688). The record is from RefSeq and is a predicted model, not a curated record. NCBI's taxonomy places the organism in Eukaryota, Metazoa, Chordata, Mammalia, Primates, Tarsiidae. Gene Ontology annotation, molecular function: DNA-binding transcription factor activity, RNA polymerase II-specific; RNA polymerase II cis-regulatory region sequence-specific DNA binding. Gene Ontology annotation, biological process: regulation of transcription by RNA polymerase II. The transcript is spliced from 2 exons. Bases 356 to 1048 code for a protein of 230 amino acids.